Molecule: messenger RNA, 1521 nt
Organism: Penicillium verhagenii
Lineage: Eukaryota; Fungi; Ascomycota; Eurotiomycetes; Eurotiales; Aspergillaceae
Product: flavin-containing monooxygenase
Exons: 9
Source: RefSeq, a predicted model, not a curated record
AUGAUUUGCUCUGGGAAAAGACCUUUCACCAGAGUGGUGAUAAUUGGAGGCGGCUUUUCCGGUUUGACCAUGGCAUGUCAGCUUCAAACCAAGCUCAACUGCGAUGACUAUGUUAUCUACGACAGGGAAUCAGCCCCUGGCGGUGCCUGGUGGGCAAACAAAUACCCAGGAUGUGCUGUCGAUAUUCCUGCUGCAUUUUAUAGUCUUUCCUUUGCCCCCAAUCCGGAGUUCUCCAAGGCCUUCCCCCCACAAUCUGAAAUUUUGCAAUAUUUCAACGGCGUUGCAGAGAGGUACGGUGUUUCCCGGCAUAUCGUCCCAAAUACGGAAUGGGAAGGGGCUUCUUGGCAGGAGCUCACCAACACCUGGUUGGUAAAGAUGAAGGACAUCCCUACCGGUGAGACCUUCUAUCAAGAAUGUCAGAUUCUCGUGUCUGCUGUUGGGGGCUUGGUCAAUCCGAAUACGUUAAAUGUUCCCGGUAUCGACAUAUUCGAAGGUGAUAUUGUUCACACUGCAAGAUGGAAGUCGGAGACUUCCUUACGUCAGAAGAAUGUUGUUGUUGUGGGUAAUGGAUGCUCGGCAGCACAAUUGGUCCCAGCCAUUGCUGAUGAAGCCAAGAGUAUAUCUCAAUUUAUUCGGACCCCUCAACACUACCUGGAAAACGACAAUAUGCAUGUCAAUGAGACUUGGAGGCGAAUUUUCCGCCAUGUACCCGGUGCUCUGUGGAUACUUCGAAUCAUUGUCUUCCUUUACCUCGAAAGCACAUCCGUCCGGUUUGGCAUGGACCAGAACGGUGUUAAGGCUAGAAAUCAAUCUCUCAAGAGCAGCGAGGCAUACAUCAAACAAACUGCACCAGAGAAAUACUGGCCCCUCUUGAUUCCAACAUAUGAACUUGGAUGCAAGCGACGGGUAUUUGACAAUUCCAAAUAUAUCGGUCAUCUUCAAAGAAGCAAUAUUCACCUUACGGAUGACCCAAUUGUUGCUCUUCGAUCUAAUUCAAUUCUGACAAAGUCUGGCCAAGAGUAUCCCGCAGAUGUCAUUCUCCUCGCCACCGGAUUUUCUUUAACACAGUACGACGUGGAAAUCGAAGGUCGCAACGGCCGUACUCGAAAUGACCACUGGAACGAGUAUGGAUACAAAGAGGCAUACAAAUCAAUUGCGAUGUCUGGGUUUCCCAACUUCUUCUAUGUUUUGGGUCCGAAUUCCGGCAAAGGUCAUACUUCUACCAUUUACUCUAUUGAGAAUUAUGUCGACUUGAUAGCUCAAGUGAUCACGCCUGUCAUCAAGGAUUAUUCCACAUUUGUGGAGGUCAAGGCGGAUCGAGAGAAACUUUACAACGAAAGACUGCACGGAUCUCUCGCCAAGACAAUCUUCAACAAUUCAUGUGGCAGCUACUUCAUUGAUCAGAAGACCAAAAAGAACUGGUUUAUUUAUCCGUGGAGCUCCUUUGACAUGUGGUAUUCAACACACUGGGGCAGCAAAGAUGACUGGGUAUAUGAUGUAAGACGCCAAAAGUACCAUCAG